UGGAUUACUAACAAAAAUUUCUCGGAUUUUCUGGAACAGAAAGUAGUAAAAGAAGAAAGCCUUCCAAGUUACCGACGGUCACCUCAGCCAGGGUUUCGACUUUCUGUAUUGUGAUUCUCUUUAUGUUCAUGCUGCGAUGUUUGGCUUAAUAGUAUCAGGACGAUUGGUGCAGACUGAAUUUCAUUCUGUGAGUGAGACGCAGUUCCUGUUCAACAUUCCGGAGGCUGACAGUAUCAAUCAUGUGGUUGUGUUUAUGACUGGCCAGACCCCAUUUCCUGAUGGACUGGGAGGAGCAGUUUACUUUUCCUGGCCUCGUCCUGAAGGUCCUGUUUGGACAAUGCUGGGUCACAUCUCAAACCAGAAGCCUAGUGCAAUCUUCAAAAUUUCAUCAUUAAAGUCUUCGGAUGGUUCAAACAACCAAGUUCACUUCGGAGCUAUGGCACAGCAACAGUCUCACCAGGCGCAGAUCGGCAUCUCCGUCGAACAGCUCGACCAGAUCGCCCAACAGACGCCAGCCACCGUGGCCAAUGCUCCGUCAGUGCCAGCUUUUGUCGAGUUCUCCACCAAGAUGUUGGAGAGCUUCUUUAACUACGCCUCCUCCUUUGCUGCCUCACACAAUCAGAUUGCUAUGAGUCAUAGCGAAACAUUUGUGCCGAUGAGUACGCUCAAGAACUGGUUUGAGAACUUUCAGCGGCGACUGCAGCAGAAUCCUUAUUUCUGGAAGUCAUGAUGGUUCUUGUGGAGUGAUGUGUUCUGAGAGUGUGUCUGUUGAGCGUGACAAAUUGAGAACAAGCUGGAGUGGUUAUCCUCAUCUUUUUUUUUUUUAGGGGGUAGGGAUGUUUUUGUGUUUCCCAUAUUUUCAAAAUUUAUCUUGAGGCCAGUAAUGAAAUGCUGUAGUUGUGUUCUACCUCUAAGAAUGAAAGGAUUGUGGGAAGGGGGGGAUGCGUUGAUUUGUUGGUUAGGAGAAUGGUUGAUAGUAGAGGUGGGCUCAUCCAUGGGAUUAAGAUUCUCUUUUUUUUUAAACCGUUUUUGUGGGGGUUUUCUGAAUUGUAGGGUUUUUGUCUGUCUUUUUAAUAUUGUUUCCUCAUGAUGUUGAAGUGAGCACUGCCUUCUUAUAUGCCAAAACAGUGCCUGCUCGCUUUAUCAAUACUGUAGACUGCUCAAGAUGAUGGCAAAAUUACACAGGGGGGAACCCACAUCUGCGACCAGAAUGAACCAUGAAAUCAGCCCUCCCCCCCCCCCUCUGAUAUAUGGCCAGGGGACUCAAAGUAGGGAUUGAUUUUGUGUUAAGACAUUGUUUUUACUACAGUUCAUUUUGAAAAGGGUCUACUACUUGUCACAAUAAUAGCCCAACUUCUGAUAUUAUAGUUUUUAAUGAAUCCCCCCCAACAUUUCAGAAUUUCAUGACUUUACUUUGAUUCCAGCCAUAAACAUUUCUCUUUUCUACUUGCAAAUGGUGGUGUACUUUUACCAUUGUAUGGUAAACCAACUUACAAAGAAUGCCAUGGUGGGUCAGUUUGACUUGGGCUACUAUCAUAACUUGUUGAUAAUACACUUCUUGUGUGAUAUAGGCUAUGUUCAAGUUGAACUGAGGUGGUAGUAUUUUUCAUGUACCUCGCAAGUGAAGUUCUCCCAGGACUACACAAAAUAAUAGUUGUUCCAUGAACAGUUUCAUUCAACUCUGGUUCUUGACGUGCGUUGGUCUGAAAAGUAGAUCUUUGAUUCUUCCCCCGAAAAUCUCAUCGCUUAUGUUAAUGCCAAAAUACAAA
This is a messenger RNA of Aplysia californica (California sea hare), 1769 nucleotides long. RefSeq names its product protein Hikeshi. The transcript is spliced from 4 exons. Gene Ontology annotation, cellular component: nucleus; cytosol. Gene Ontology annotation, molecular function: nuclear import signal receptor activity; Hsp70 protein binding. Bases 137 to 730 code for a protein of 197 amino acids. Gene Ontology annotation, biological process: protein import into nucleus. NCBI's taxonomy places the organism in Eukaryota, Metazoa, Mollusca, Gastropoda, Aplysiida, Aplysiidae. The record is from RefSeq and is a predicted model, not a curated record.